AGUGGUUGACAGAUGAGUAAUAUUUCUCCCACUCCAAAAAAAAAGAUCAUAUGGAUACAUUUAUUUCUAUAAUCAUCAGUUAAUGAGUAGUUUUUUUAUUCCUAUAAUUUGUGAGUUUUAGUUUUCAUAAGAUAAUCAUUCCUUGGAUAACCAAUAGUCAGUGUUAAAUUUACAUGAAAAAGUAUAAGAUCAGCAAACAAACCUAACCCCGAAUCCCCUAAACGGAGAAAGUUCCUCAAAGUGUAUACUUGUGUUCAUUGGAACAGUCGAGCAGUUUGAAGUAUUGUAGCUUACUGAUAGCAACGGCGUCUCAUAGCUUUGCUGAUAAAGAAUAUAAUAAUAUUUACUUAAAGUUGAAAAUAUUUGUAUUUGUAUUGUUCUACAAUAUUAGCAGUAUUAUAAAUACAACCUACAAUGUCCAACGAAAGUGUAAAAACGUUUGCAAAUUUAGAAAUUCCUGGAUAUGUAGGAUUUGCAAAUCUACCUAACCAAGUCCAUAGAAAGUCUGUAAAAAAGGGAUUCGAAUUUACUUUAAUGGUUGUGGGUGAGUCAGGUUUAGGAAAAUCAACAUUAGUGGAUAGUCUUUUUUUAACAGACUUAUAUCCUGAAAGAGUGAUACCAAAUGCCAUUGAGAAAACUAAUCAAAUAGUAAAACUUGAUGCUUCCACUGUUGAAAUUGAAGAGAGAGGUGUGAAACUUCGAUUAACAGUUGUUGACACACCUGGUUAUGGAGAUGCUAUUAACAACACUGAUAGUUUUAGAGCAAUUAUUCAAUACAUUGAUGAUCAAUUUGAAAGAUUUUUAAGAGAUGAAAGUGGAUUAAAUCGGAGAAAUAUUGUGGACAAUAGAAUUCAUUGUUGUUUCUAUUUUAUAUCUCCAUUUGGCCAUGGACUGAAGCCUUUGGAUAUAGAAUUUAUGAAACAACUCCAUAAUAAAGUAAAUAUUGUGCCAGUAAUAGCAAAAGCUGAUGUGCUUACCAAAAAAGAAGUAUUGCGUUUGAAGAAACGUGUAAUGGAGGAAAUUGAAGAGAAUGGAAUUAAAAUUUAUCCUCUUCCCGAUUGCGAUAGUGAUGAAGAUGAAGAUUACAAAGAACAAGUGCGACAAUUAAAAGAGGCUGUUCCCUUUGCAGUGUGUGGAGCUAAUACAAUGCUUGAAGUAAAGGGGAGAAAAGUUCGAGGACGUUUGUAUCCUUGGGGAGUAGUAGAAGUUGAAAACCCAGACCACUGUGAUUUCAUUAAACUGAGAACUAUGCUCAUUACACACAUGCAAGAUUUGCAGGAAGUUACGCAGGAAGUUCAUUAUGAAAACUACCGAAGUGAGAGAUUGGCUAAAGGAGCACCUGUUCCACCUCGAAGACAAACAGUUAUCGAAACAGAUAAAUCAACGGGUUCAGAAAAAGAUCGCAUGCUUCAAGAGAAAGAAGCAGAAUUACGUCGUAUGCAAGAAAUGCUCGCUCAAAUGCAAGCACAAAUGCAACAACAACAGCCAUAACAUUAUUAUUACGACAUGAUCGUGAAAUAAAUGUAAUACUGAAUUUUUUUUUUAAUUAGGUGCCACAAUUAUCAGAUAGCUAAAAUCCAUAAAUCCAUAACAUAAUGGCAUCAAUUUUGUCAUUAUAUUUUUUUAAAUUUAUGUUAAGAAUAAGGUCAAAUGUUUUACACUUUUAUAAAGUAUUUAUCUUUAAUAAUUUUUUUAUAAAAUGAACGUUACAAUUGCAGUAUUUUUUUAAAUAUUACAAUAGAACUAUUUUGGAAUUUAAUCAAAAGAGUUGAUCUGCGUAAUUUAAUACUUGAUGACAUUAUUGCACAAUAUCUUUUUUGCCGAAAUUAAUUGCUCAU
This is a messenger RNA of Chelonus insularis, 1838 nucleotides long. It is a transcript of the gene Septin1, whose product is annotated as Septin 1. NCBI's taxonomy places the organism in Eukaryota, Metazoa, Arthropoda, Insecta, Hymenoptera, Braconidae. Bases 415 to 1491 code for a protein of 358 amino acids. Gene Ontology annotation, biological process: cytoskeleton-dependent cytokinesis; regulation of exocytosis; intracellular protein localization. Gene Ontology annotation, cellular component: septin complex; cell division site; septin ring. Gene Ontology annotation, molecular function: GTP binding; GTPase activity; molecular adaptor activity. The transcript is spliced from 6 exons. The record is from RefSeq and is a predicted model, not a curated record.